Messenger RNA from Trichoderma asperellum CBS 433.97, 1631 nucleotides. RefSeq lists its product as uncharacterized. The record is from RefSeq and is a predicted model, not a curated record. NCBI's taxonomy places the organism in Eukaryota, Fungi, Ascomycota, Sordariomycetes, Hypocreales, Hypocreaceae.
AUUCUCCAUCGCCAUAUCUCGAAAUACACCAUGCGCUUGCUUUUGUGACGUUGUAUUACAUUUCUUUGCCUUUCAUGAUUCAUUUUGAUUCUUAUACUGCUUGGAGAUAAAAUUCAUACACUUCAAAGUCGGGAUGCUCCGGCGCGCAGCGGCCCUUCCGCGACACGCAGCCGUCUUAACGAAUGCGACGCCGCAUUUCCCCGCCCAUCGCAUCCCUUCUAUUAGACGGCCGAUAUCGUUUCUACCAUGGCGGAAUAAACCAGCAUCGGAGGGCCUCCCGGUUUAUUUUGCGCGACCCAGCAGCUCACCUAAACCGGGUGCCUUCCGACGCCAGUUAGGCCGCGCACUUUUCACAACAAUGGCUGCGUAUGCCUGUUGGCAAAUCUUCGCUACCGUUGUCUUUGAUCCACUAUUAGACUGGGCAGAUCACGAAUGGGAGGCUUUAUCGGAGAAGGAAAAGAAAGAGAUGGAAGACAUGGCGGAUGAGGACGAACCUAUACUCUUCCUUCCGUUCCCAUUUACGACGAAGGAGGUCCGACAGCCACCGUACAAGGGCUCGGAUCCCGAGUGGGCGACAUUUAUCGCUGUUAAUAAAGAUCGGCAGUUGCAAAAAGACAUCCAGAUGGGGCUGGCAGAACUUAUAAGACGAGGAGUUGAGAGAAAUCCCGCCUAUGUUCAAUUGCUUGGCGGUCGAGAUAUUAAACUUAAAAAAUUGUGGCUGGAUAUUAUUUAUCCUCCUGCACCACCUCCUAAACACUAUGUUUCUGGCAUAAUUAUUGAUGACGACGGCAUCUUCUGGGGCGAUCGGCCGAUGGAUUCGUUGGCCGCAAACCACCUUAAUACGGCCAUAUAUCCCAAGGCGGUAGCAUUAUCAGUGUGGACGUUUAUCGAUUCAUUGACCAGACAAACAGCCCAAGACAUUGCCAAAGCCUUGGGUUUCAACACACCACCUCCACCCGAGGCCACAUGGCAGGCUGCCAUCCUGAAGCGCAUUAAGGAACAAGGUGAACUCGGAACAACUGGCAAACAAACCGUCAGAGUCCCAGGACAACCAGAGAAGGCAAAUUUCCCUCUUCACACCGGAAUCAGCGAAAUCCCUGGCACACCGUUUAGUGGCGUAAGCCAAGUCGAUCCACGAAUUCAAGCGGCCCUCCAAGCAGCUACUGUAACGUUUACGAAAAACUGGCAGCCUGCAAAGCAGCCACCAAGCAGAGGCUGUAUCAGAGUUGAUGGACUUGUGGAGUUGCAGGGGAAGUCCGCGGUCAUGGCUGUGUAUGUCUUGGGAUGGUACGACCCAAAGCAACGAAAGUAUAUGGGCGUCCAGACUGGACUGAAGCAUCUAAUACAGCUGAAGCAGAGACCGGCAGGCGGGAGUUAACUUCUAUGAACAUUUGGCACGCAUUUGACUUUCGUUUUUUUAUAUAUGUACAAUAUUGAGCACAUAGUAGCAUUAGGGCUUGGUUAUGACAUGGCAUGGAUCGGCGCUGGGGUUAUGGGCCUCCUUUUGGGUUUACUUUACGAUACCACCCCUAGAUCAGAUCCUAGAGAAAGAUUGUACUCGCACGCAAACAUAAACAUAAUACAUUGCAUGCAGUAACCGCAGAAAGCUUCAAGAUCCUUUUUUUUUCCUG